This is a messenger RNA of Hydatigera taeniaeformis, 1752 nucleotides long. NCBI's taxonomy places the organism in Eukaryota, Metazoa, Platyhelminthes, Cestoda, Cyclophyllidea, Taeniidae. The record is from the annotation of a GenBank genome assembly.
AUGUUAUCAAUGGCUGAAACAAGUACCUCAGCUGGUGAGACAUUGGGAGUGAAGAAACUGCAACAGCAACAGGAGCAGAUUCUACAACGACAAUCAUCGCUGUCGGAGAGCGACUCAGCAAUUGCACGCACCAUAACAACGACCUCGAACAGCAGUAGCCCCAGCUUCCAUUGCGCUGCUGGCGCAGACUCGGACUCUGAUCUCGACGGUGGCGGCGGCGAUGGUGCGGAGGAUGACGACGGUGGAGGUAGUGAAGUCGAUAAUGAAGAAGAUGAAGAUGACGAGGAAGAGGAGGAUGAGGACGACGAAUUUGACUCGGGAAGUAGUAGUCAUGAGUCCCUUCGUGACAUCUUCUGGGAUGCUCUGUUAAAGGAGCCACGUCUAAGAACAGCUGCGGAUGUGGAAGUACUUGUCGACAACGUCCAGAAGUUGCCGGCCUUCUCAAACCUGUCUGAGGGCACACGGGCUGCUCUCUGUCGCCUUAUGCUAGUUGCAGUGGUACGCGAGGCCGGCCAAGUGGUCCUAUCCGAUGGCGAAAUUCUCGAUACGUGGUCUGUCAUCCUUAACGGAACUGUUGAGGUGAGCCCUCUCUUUUUGGAUAGAGACGUAGUUGUUGAUCCAGACGGAACUAUUCGGGAACUGACAAGUGGUGAUGCUUUCGGAGUUCGCCUACCACCACCGAGCCCAGACGGUGGGAUGAGUGGAGGCGCACUGGCGGUGCAACGCCACCGAGGACAAAUGCGCACUGUGACGGAGGACUGCCAAUUCGUAUGCGUUGCUCAGGCCGACUACUUCCGCAUCAUGGCGCAAGCUGCAGAUGCUGAGGUGCCGGAGGUAGAGGAGGAUGGCGGCCGAGUGGUUCUUGUCUACGAAGACAUUCGCAAGGACGCUGGUCCCACCUCAACCGAUGCUGAAGUCGCAUCUCUUGCACCAUCUUCCUCCUCCUCUGCGAUUAUCUCACGCGUUGUCAUUAAGGGUACACCAGAGAAGCUCAUCGACCACUUGAAAUCACCAGAACCAAGCGAUCCUAGUUACCCGGAGGAUCUACUUCUUACCUACCGCACCUUUCUACCGACGCCUGCACUGCUAGUGCGCCGUCUUUUGACGUGGUGGGAGGAGGCGUCGCCCUCUGACCGCAUUUUGCGUUCCCGCAUUCAACGAUAUGUAGUGUUGUGGGUGCAUAAUCACCCUACUGAUUUUUAUGACCGUCCUGCGAUGUUGCACUUCCUGGAGGCUUUCAGUGACCUCCUCCAACGCGACAGUGGCAAUCGCCGCCUCCUUCAUCUCGCCUGUUCUACCCGUGCGCACUCUCGCACUAUUCCAGUGACCUUAACCCUAGUAGUGGCUCCCUCCUCCACCUGUCAUAUUGUAUUGCCCUGCGUGUUGGUCGGCGGUCAGGGGGAGUUUGGCAUCUUCGUAAACCAAGCAGGAGAAUUUGGUAUUGGCGCUGAUGAAGGAGGAGCAGAUGGUUAUGCAAUUCGACCGGCGCUGCGACGAGGCGAUCAGUUGCUGGCGCUACAACAGGCAAGUGUGGAAGGACUCUCCUUGGCUCAAUUGGCAUCCCUACUUGCAUCUUUAGUACUUGGCUCCAACCGACAAUCGCCUGGAACUGCCGCAACUCGAACGCUCACGUUCUCGGUCAUAUUUAACCCUUCUCGUGAGUUUUCGAUUCUUUUCUCAAAAACUUCUGAUCUGUUCUACGGUCUACCACGAUUAGUUUUGGCAUUCGAAAAUUGCUUUGAAUUCUCAUAG